Sardina pilchardus (European sardine) is the source of this 6219-nucleotide messenger RNA. RefSeq names its product zinc finger protein 729-like. Lineage: Eukaryota; Metazoa; Chordata; Actinopteri; Clupeiformes; Clupeidae. The coding region runs from base 148 to 5895 and encodes 1915 amino acids. Gene Ontology annotation, biological process: regulation of transcription by RNA polymerase II. The transcript is spliced from 7 exons. The record is from RefSeq and is a predicted model, not a curated record. Gene Ontology annotation, cellular component: chromatin; transcription regulator complex; PcG protein complex. Gene Ontology annotation, molecular function: RNA polymerase II cis-regulatory region sequence-specific DNA binding; DNA-binding transcription factor activity, RNA polymerase II-specific.
ACGGUAGGCUACUCAAAACGCGAGCAGGACAUUUCAUAGUCUACCACAGGCAAGGCGAACGUCCAUAGAUGUUGGUUCAAGACCUGUUGCGGAGACAAACACCAAUUUGAUGCAGCAACUUGCCGUCGGAAGGUGAUUGCUAACAACAUGGACCUUGGACUUCCAUUUAGUUCUGUCUAUGCUGAAACACAACAGGUGGACCUGAGAGUGAUGGUGAAAGAAGAAGAUAUAAAAGAGGAGGAGUAUGAUCACAUGAUGUCAUGUCCAGAUGAAGGAGAAAAGCCCUUUGCAGAGUUUCACUGUAAAAUUGAAACAGACGUCACAGAGUCACCAAAGUCAACUUACAAUGAAAUACUACAGACAACUGUGAAGGCUGAAGUGAAGAAAGAGGAAGAGGAGGAGGAAGAAGAAGAAGAAGAAGAGGAGGAGGAGGAAGAAGAAGAAGAAGAAGAGCAGCAUGAACAUCUGCUGGAAAGUGUAUCUGAACACCCACAAGUCAGGCAACAGAAGAUCCACGGACAGAAUGAUGAACUCCACCUGCAACUCAGAGGAAGACUGCACCACUGCACAGUCUGCAGGAAGAGCUUCACAGCCCUGACAGAACUCGAGAAACACCAGCAAACACACUCCGUCAUGGUGAAUCAAAAGAGGUCCCGAAAAAAGCCACGUAGAUAUUCUCAGUGUGAAAAAGCCUCCUCAGUAGUUAAGCACCACAUGGUUAUACACACUGGAGAGAAGCCUCAUGAAUGUACUCAGUGUGGAAAAGGUUUUUCACACAGGUCGAGCCUUUCACGCCACAGGCUUGUACACAAAGGAGAAAACUCUCGUAAAAGCCACACGCUAGUACACACUGGAGAGAGGCCUCAUGAAUGUGUCCAGUGUGGAAAAGCAUUUAGAACGUCCCAAGAUCUUCAAUGCCACAUGCUGACACAUAACGAUGAGAAGCCUCAUAUAUGUGACCAGUGUGGAAAAUCAUUUUCAAAAAGUUCAAAUCGUAAGCGCCACAUGUUAGUACACACUGGAGAGAAGCCUCAUGAAUGUGUCCAGUGUGGAAAAUCAUUUACACUGCCCCAAAGUCUUCAGCGCCACAUGCUUACACAUACUGGAGAGAAACCUCAUAAAUGUGUCCAGUGUGGGAAAUUAUUUUCAGUCAUUGCAACUCUUAAAGACCACAUGCUAAUUCACGCUGGAGAGAAGCCUCAUAAAUGUGCCCAGUGUGGAAAAUGUUUUUCACACAGCUCAAGCCUUUCACGCCACAUGCUUGUACACAAAGGAGAGAAGUCUCGUAAAAGCCACACGCUAGUACACACUGGAGAGAAGCCUCAUAAAUGUGUCCAGUGUGGAAAAGCAUUUAGAAUGUCCCAAAGUCUUCAGUGCCACAUCCUUACACAUACAGGAGAGAAGCCCCAUAAAUGUGACCAGUGUGGAAAAUCAUUUUCAAAAAGUUCAAAUCAUAAGCGCCACAUGUUAGUUCACACUGGAGAGAAGCCUCAUGAAUGUGUCCAGUGUGGAAAAUCAUUUAGACUGCCCCAAAGUCUUCAGCGCCACAUGCUUACACAUACUGGAGAGAAACCUCAUAAAUGUGUCCAGUGUGGGAAAUUAUUUUCAGUCAUUGCAAGUCUUAAAGACCACAUGCUAAUUCACACUGGAGAGAAGCCUCAUGAAUGUGUCCAGUGUGGAAAAUCAUUUAGAACGUCCCAAAGUCUUCAGCGCCACAUGCUUACACAUAAUGGUGAGAAGCCCCAUAAAUGUGCCCAGUGUGGAAAAGGUUUUUCACAAAGCUCAACUCUUAAAGCCCACAUGCGAAUUCACACUGGAGAGAAGCCUCAUAUAUGUGUCCAGUGUGGAAAAUCUUUUUCAUUUAGUUCAAAUCUUAAAGCCCACAUGCGAAUUCACACUGGAGAGAAGCCUCAUAAAUGUAUCCAGUGUGGAAAAGGUUUUACAAAAAGGUCAACUCUUAAAGCCCACAUGCAAAUUCACACUGGAGAGAAGCCUCAUAAAUUUGCCCAGUGUGGAAAAGGUUUUUCACAAAGCUCAACUCUUUAUGGCCACAUGUUAGUACACACUGGAGAGAAGUCUCAUAAAUGUGUCCAGUGUGGAAAAGCAUUUAGAACAUCCAAAGAUCUUCAACGCCACAUGCUAUCAUAUACCGGAGAGAAGCCUCAUAAAUGUCUCCAGUGUGGAAAAGCUUUUCCAUUUAUUUCAACUCUAAGACUCCACAUGCUUACACAUACUGGAGAGAAGACUCACAAAUGUGCCCAGUGUGGAAAAGCCUUUAUAAGAAUCUCAAACCUUAGACGGCACACACAUACACAUACUGGAGAAAAGCCUUAUGAAUGUGCCCAGUGUGGAAAAGCUUUUACACAAAUGUCAUCUCUUAAAGCCCACAUGCAAAUUCACACUGGAGAGAAGCCUCAUAAAUGUGCUCAGUGUGGAAAAUCAUUUUCAAAAAGUUCAAAUCUUAAAAUCCACAUGUUGGUACACACUGGAGAGAAGCCUCAUAAAUGUGCUCAGUGUGGAAAAUCAUUUUCAAAAAGUUCAAAUCUUCAAAUCCACAUGUUGGUACACACUGGAGAGAAGUCUCAUAUAUGUGUCCAGUGUGGAAAAUCAUUUUCAAAAAGUUCAAAUCUUAAAGUCCACAUGUUAGUACACACUGGAGAGAAGUCUCAUAAAUGUGUCCAGUGUGGAAAAGCUUUUCCAUUUAUUUCAACUCUAAGACUCCACAUGCUUACACAUACUGGAGAGAAGACUCACAAAUGUGCCCAGUGUGGAAAAGCCUUUAUACGCAUCUCAGACCUUAGACGGCACACACAUACACAUACUGGAGAAAAGCCUUAUGAAUGUGCCCAGUGUGGAAAAGGUUUUUCACAAAGCUCAACUCUUAAAGCCCACAUGCGAAUUCACACUGGAGAGAAGCCUCAUAAAUGUGCCCAGUGUGGAAAAUCAUUUUCAAAAAGUUCAACUCUUUAUGCCCACAUGUUGGUCCACACUGGAGAGAAGUCUCAUAUAUGUGUCCAGUGUGGAAAAUCAUUUUCAAAAAGUUCAACUCUUAAAGUCCACAUGUUAGUACACACUGGAGAGAAGCCUCAUAAAUGUGUCCAGUGUGGAAAAGGUUUUUCACAAAGCUCAACUAUUAAAGCCCACAUGUUAAUACACACUGGAGAGAAGCCUCAUAAAUGUGCCCAGUGUGGAAAAGCUUUUUCAAAAAGUUCAAAUUUUAAAGUCCACAUGUUAGUACACACUGGAGAGAAGCCUCAUAAAUGUAUCCAGUGUGGAAAAGGUUUUGCACAGCGCUCAACUCUUAAAGCCCACCUGCAAAUUCACACUGGAGAGAAGCCUCAUAAAUGUGCCCAGUGUGAAAAAGCAUUUAGAACGUCCAAAGAUCUUCAACGCCACAUGCUUACACAUAACAAUGAGAAGCCUCAUAUAUGUGCCCAGUGUGGAAAAGGUUUUGCACAGCGCUCAACUCUUAAAGCCCACCUGCAAAUUCACACUGGAGAGAAGCCUCAUAAGUGUGCCCAGUGUGAAAAAGCAUUUAGAACGUCCAAAGAUCUUCAACGCCACAUACUUACACAUAACGAUGAGAAGCAUAGUGGUUACACUGCUGGGAUGAGGGAGGUUGGAGGGAGUGAAGGCGUAAAGGAGGCCCUGGGGCCACACGUCCGCCGCAGAGUUCAACGAACCCAGGAGGUGUACCGCUCUGAUGGAGGAGAGAUGUUUGUCUACCCAAAGGAGGAGUGUCUGAGCCACACUGUAUUUGGAUGGGAUCGUCUUUGCUCUGCUAACAACAUGGACCUCGGACUUCCAUUUAAUUCAGUCUAUGCUGAAACACAACAGGUGGACCUGAGAGUGAUGGUGAAAGAAGAAGAUAUAAAAGAGGAGGAAUAUGAUCAUAUGAUUUCUUGUGCAGAUGAAGCAGAAAAGCCCUUUGCAGAGUUUCACUUUAAUAUUGAAACAGACGUCACAGAGUCACCAAGGUCUACUUACAAUGAAAUACUACAGACAACAGUGAACACUGAAGUGAAGAAAGAAGAAGACGAAGAGGAAGAGGAAGAGGAGGAGGAGGAGCAGCAUGAACUUCUGCUGGAAAGUGUAUCUGAACAUCCACAUACAAGGCAACAGAAGAUCCACGGACAGAAUGAUGAACUCCACCUGCAACAUGAAGGAAGGCUGCACCACUGCACCGUCUGCAGGAAGAGUUUCACAGCCCUGACAGAACUCGAACAACACCAGCAAACGCACUCAGUUAUGGUGAAUCAAAAGAGGUCUCGCAAAAAGCCACGUAGAUAUUCUCAGUGUGAAAAAGCCUCCUCAGUAGUUAAGCACCACAUGGUUACACACACUGGAGAGAAGCCUCAUGAAUGUACUCAGUGUGGAAAAGGUUUUUCACACAGCUCAAGCCUUUCACGCCACAUGCGUGUACAAAGGCACACGCAAGUACACACUGGAGAGAGGCCUCAUAAAUGUGUCCAGUGUGGAAGAUCAUUUUCAAACAGUUCACAUCUUAAAGACCACACGUUUGUACACACUGGAGAGAAGCCUCAUAAAUGCUCCCAGUGUGGAAAAGCGUUUUCAGUCAUUGCAAAUCUUAAAGCCCACAUGCGAAUUCACACUGGAGAGAAGCCUCAUAAAUGUGCCCAGUGUGAAAAAGCAUUUUCAAAAAGUUCAAAUCUUAAAGUCCACAUGUUCGUACACACUGGAGAGAAGCCUCAUAAAUGUGUCCAGUGUGGAAAAGGUUUUGCAGACAAUUCAGCUCUUAAAGCCCACAUGCGAAUUCACACUGGAGAGAAGCCUCAUGAAUGUAUCCAGUGUGGAAAAUCAUUUAGAACGUCCCGAAAUCUUCAGCGCCACAUGCAUACACAUAAUGAUGAGAAGCCUCAUGAAUGUAUCCAGUGUGGGAAAUGUUUUUCAAAAAGUUCAAAGCUUAAAGUCCACAUGUUAGUACACACUGGAGAGAAAUCUUAUAUAUGUGUCAAGUGUGGAAAAUUAUUUUCACAAAGCUCAACUCUUAAAGCCCACAUGCGAAUUCACACUGGAGAGAAGCCCCAUAAAUGUGCCCAGUGUGGAAAAUCAUUUUCAUUAAGUUUUAAUCUUAAAGUCCACAUGUUAGUACACACUGGAGAGAAGCCUCAUAAAUGUGUCCAGUGUGGAAAAGGUUUUGCAGACAAUUCAGCUCUUAAAGUCCACAUGCGAAUUCACACUGGAGAGAAGCCUCAUAAAUGUAUCCAGUGUGGAAAAGAUUUUACACAAAGGUCAACUCUUAAAGCCCACAUGCAAAUUCACACUGGAGAGAAGCCUCAUAAAUGUAUCCAGUGUGGAAAAGAUUUUACACAAAGGUCAACUCUUAAAGCCCACAUGCAAAUUCACACUGGAGAGAAGCCUCAUAAAUGUAUCCAGUGUGGAAAAGAUUUUACACAAAGGUCAACUCUUAAAGCCCACAUGCAAAUUCACACUGGAGAGAAGCCUCAUAAAUGUGCCCAGUGUGGAAAAUGUUUUUCACAAAGCUCAACUCUUUAUGGACACAUGUUAGUACACACUGGAGAGAAGUCUCAUAAAUGUGUCCAGUGUGGAAAAGCAUUUAGAACAUCCAAAGAUCUUCAACGCCACAUGCAAUCACAUACCGGAGAGAAAUGUCAUAAAUGUGUCCAGUGUGGAAAAUUAUUUUCAAGAAGUUCAACUCUUUAUGACCACUUGUUAGUACACACUGGAGAGAAGCCUCAUAAAUGUGCCCAGUGUGGAAAAGGUUUUGCACAGCGCUCAACUCUUAAAGCCCACCUGCAAAUUCACACUGGAGAGAAGCCUCAUAAAUGUGCCCAGUGUGAAAAAGCAUUUAGAACGUCCACAAAUCUUCAACGCCACAUGCUUACACAUAACGAUGAGAAGCAUAGUGGUUAGUCUUCUCGUCAGCCAUAUACAUUAAUAAAUAGGCAAAAAAUUGUAUAUGAAAUGUGAAUAGACUAUCGGUAGUAGAGAUGUUGGAAGGCUUGUUAUGUUAUUAUAAUGUGAAUAGACUGAUCGAGAUGUUGGGAGGCUUGUUAUUAUGUAAUUAUAAUGUGAAUAGACCGAUCGAGAUGUUGGGAGGCUUGUUUUCCCUCUUCUGUUAUUUGCUUUUAUUUGUUAUUGCUGUUUGCUUUUGUUUGUGUAAAGCACAUUCAAUGACCCCUGUGUAUGAAAUGCGUUAAAUAAAUAAACUCGACUUGACUCCUCUCCUCCUCUUGG